This is a messenger RNA of Camelina sativa (false flax), 541 nucleotides long. NCBI's taxonomy places the organism in Eukaryota, Viridiplantae, Streptophyta, Magnoliopsida, Brassicales, Brassicaceae. The record is from RefSeq and is a predicted model, not a curated record.
ACCGUCUCAUGACCCCGCAGAGCUGAACAAAUUGGUGUAUUUACAUGGCGCAUUGUUAGAAUCAAUGAGGCUUUACCCACCAAUUCCGUUCCAGCGCAAGUCAGCAAUCAAACCAGAUUUUCUUCCAAGUGGGCAUAAAGUGGAUGCAGACUCAACGAUCAUUAUCUUUCUCUAUGCGAUGGGGAGGAUGAGAGCGAUUUGGGGAGAAGACGCAGCAGAGUUCAAACCAGAGAGAUGGGUUUCCGAAACCGGAGGAUUAAGACAUGAGUCUUCUUACAAGUUCUUUUCAUUUAAUGCCGGACCAAGAGCUUGUCUUGGUAAGCAUAUAUCUAUGAUCCAGUUGAAAACGGUGGUUUUGGAGAUAUUACAAGACUAUGACAUUGAGGUCCUAAAGGAACAGAAGAUUGAGCCAUACCCUGGUGUUAUUCUUCGUAUGAAGAAUGGGCUUAACGUCACAGUUAAGAAUAGAUGCUAAUCAAUCAGCUUGUAAUAACGAGAUAGAUUAAAUCAUGUUUCUUAUAUGAUUGAUGAAAUAAAUAUA